AGCUAGGAGGUUAGGAGGCACCAGGCCGAUGAUCCCGCGUUGGUAUAACUUCUGCUGCCCUCCCCCCGCCUCGAUGGUGUUCCUCACAGCGGUAGCAACCACUGCAACAAUUUAUCAAAGACACUCGUUUGGUUGCGCAGCUGCACACAACACUCACCAUGUUGUUCCGUUUCUCCCUUCUGGUCUCGGCCCUUGCCGGUCUGUCCAUGGUCGCCGGCCAAAAGUACCCCAUCACCGGAGUCAAGGUCGGAGUCAGCAGCACCAACGUGCCCAUUCGCAAGAACAUCAACGACCUCCAGUCCGCUGGCGGCCCGCAAUGGUCUCUUUACAUUCGCUCUCUCAUUAAUAUGUACAAGGAGGAUGCUUCCAACCAGCUCUCCUUCUUCCAGGUUGCCGGUAUUCACGGCAAGCCCUACGUUGAGUGGAACGGUGCCGGCAAGAGCACCUCCAAUGGCUGGAUGGGAUACUGCCCUCACGGCGAGAACCUCUUCCUGCCGUGGCACCGACCUUAUCUUGCUCUGUACGAGCAACGCCUAGUCGCUACCGCUGUCAAGCUCGCCAAUGGAUAUCCCGCCAACGUCCGCGCCACCUGGGUCAAGGCUGCUCAGACCCUCCGCGCUCCCUACUGGGACUGGGCUCUUCAGGACUCGGUUCCCACCGCCACUGUCACCAAGAGACUGACCAUCACCAUCCCCAACGGCUCGACCGGCACCAAGCAGUACACCGUCGACAACCCUCUGGCCGCCUACUACUUCCCCAAGAAGGCCCUCGAUGGAACCUUUGGCAACUUCGACCAGCCCGCCAACCGACCUCAGAUCUACCGUUGCCGUAGCCCGCAGAGCUACCCCGGAUCGGCCAACUCCGCCAUGCGUGCCCGUCCCUACAAGUCGUGGGUGUACGAUGCCUUCACUUCCUCCACCACCUUUGACCAGUUUGCCUCCACUGGCAGCACCGGUGUGAGUCUGGAGCAGAUUCACAACGCCAUCCACUGGGACGGAGCUUGCGGUUACCAGUUCCUCGACGCCGACUUCUCCGCCUUCGACCCUCUUUUCAUGCUGCACCACGCCAACGUCGACCGACUCUGGACCUACUGGCAGUUCAUCCGACCCAACCAGGCCAUCUUCAAGGGCAGCUACAAGGGCGGUGCUCGCUUCAACAACCGCGACGGCGCCACCAUCACCCCCGACUCGCCUCUCCAGCCCUUCUACCAGUCCAACGGCAAGUUCCACACCCCCAACUCGGUCACCAGCAUCCGCAACUUCGGCUACACCUACGAGGGUCUCGAGUACUGGCGUAAGUCGUCCGACACCUUGAAGAAGGACGCCACUGCCAUCAUCAACCGCCUGUACGGAUCAGGCAGCUCCAAGAAGGCCAAGCGCGACGACGCCACCCUCACUCGUUACUUUGCCCAGAUCCAGGUCGACGUUGAGCAGCUCGACCGCCCUUGCGCCAUUGGCCUUUUCGUCAACACCACCAGCGUUGGCAACUUCAUCGUGCUCAAGCAGCCCGCCAACGGUCUUUUCUACGGAAAGUUCUCUCUGGACCGCGCCGCCGACCCCGUCGAUCUUGCGGAUUCCAAGACCACCGUUGUUGUCAAGGACAUCCUCGCCGGCCUCAGAGUCGAGAUCAAGAACCACGCUGGAGAGAUCAUUGACCUCGCCACCGUUCCCAGCUUGAAGAUCGAGCUGGAGAACGCCGACAUUGUUCCUCCGGACAACACGGAACAGCUGCCCGAGUACACCGACGCCGAGAAGCGUCCUGCACCCAAGAAGCAGAAGCAACCGCCUGUCAAGGCUUAAUAUGUUUACUUAUAGUCAAGUUCGAUUCGUCUAAAAUCUAUUCGUCGCAAGUCGACACUGUAGUAUAUAUAACUUCUGCUACGAA
Messenger RNA from Ilyonectria robusta, 1884 nucleotides. Its product is annotated as tyrosinase. Bases 159 to 1799 code for a protein of 546 amino acids. Gene Ontology annotation, molecular function: oxidoreductase activity. The record is from RefSeq and is a predicted model, not a curated record. The transcript is spliced from 7 exons. NCBI's taxonomy places the organism in Eukaryota, Fungi, Ascomycota, Sordariomycetes, Hypocreales, Nectriaceae.